Messenger RNA from Lolium perenne, 772 nucleotides. RefSeq lists its product as uncharacterized. The record is from RefSeq and is a predicted model, not a curated record. NCBI's taxonomy places the organism in Eukaryota, Viridiplantae, Streptophyta, Magnoliopsida, Poales, Poaceae.
AAGCAAGAAACAGCUGCUCUAGUACUUCCAUCCCUGGCUCUGAUUGCUUCUCGGCAGCGCGUGACAGGACAAGCAGACUGAUAGUCUGAAAUAGAGUACAAGAGAGGGACGAGAGAGUAGAAAGAGAUCGAUCAAGAACUCGAGAUGUGCAUGGACAAGUCGGCCGUGCCGGCGAAGAUCUGGCUCGCCAUGGCCUCCAGCCUCGGCCUCCGCCCAACAGCUGGGCUAAGGAACCUGAGGAAGGAGGUGAGGACGUGCGAGUACCGCGACGUGCACGUCAUGUGGGAGAUGCUCAGGGACAUGGGCUCCCCGGCGCCCCUGGAGGAGAAGGAGGCAGCAGCCGCCGCUGCCGUCAUGGCCGCCGCCGGCGCCAGGAAGAAGAAGGCGGCGUGGAGGCGGUUCGCCUACUACUGCUGCGCAUUCUGAUGUCGAGGAACUGACAAACUCGUAAACUGGACAUCGUUAGAGUUAAAGCAGAGAGCCAGAGAGGCCAUGUGAGCAUUGGCCCUCUCGCAGAGUGUGCAAAUAGGCGGACGCAAGUGCAUAGGUGGAUUCUGAUGUUCCAUUGGAGAUCAUCAACAUGCGCAAACAUAGGAUCCAGAUGAUGAGGACGUGAAUCCAGAUAAUGGGCAACCGAGACAGGCAGCAUACGUCAAAGCAAUCAAAUUCUUCUUGCCCGAAACGGGACGCCCAUGACUAUGUAGCAUCACUGCGUUGUGCUUCUCAAUGUUUGAGAGAGCUCUUAUUGAAUCCAUUCUACUGAUGCUUAGUA